AUGAAACGUAUAAAUACAUAUUUUAAAGUAUUAGAUUCAUCAGAAUCAAAUUCUAAACUUACUUCUGAUGAUGUUCAAACUUCUGAUACAGAAACAGUGAGUGUAGUUGACCAUAGUAUUUUCGAUAUUAACAUAUAUGUUGGUAAAAAAUUGAAUGAUGCUGAAAAAAUUAAAUACCUAGAAAACAUCUGGAUUCCAGGUGGUAAGGGUAAUCAGCCGCUUGGUCAGCUUUGCACAGAGGCUUUUAAUAAAUGGAAGCAUGCUGUAGAACGGUUUAAUAAUCAUGAAAAAACGAAUUAUCAUCAAAAUAGUGUUAUCGAUUGUCAAUCAGUUUCUGCAAUUGUUAUAGGAAAAUCCGAUUCAGUUUAUCAUCAAUUAAAUAAAGCUGAAAAAACUCAAAAAGAAAACAAUCGAAAAAUUAUUAUUCCAGUAAUUGAUUCGGUACUUAUAUGUGGCCGACAAGGCAUUGCACUUAGAGGUCACCGUGACUCUGGAGUCCUUAAACUUGAAGAUCCAAUUAUAAAUGAAGGUAAUUUUAGGGCGUUAUUGAGAUUUUUCCUUAAGGCAACUGCUACAUCCGGCGAUGAAAGUUUUAUAUUAGCAAGAGAAAAUUGUGCUAGAAAUGCACAAUACAUAAGUUGGAAAAUACAAAAUGAAAUUGUUAGCAUUUGUUAUGAAAUUAUUUCAUCAAAAAUUGUAAAUAGAAUUAAUGAAAGUAAUUUUUUUUCAAUAAUAGCGGACGAAACAGCUGAUAUAUCGGGAACUGAACAGUUUGCUCUAUGUGCCCGUUAUUAUGAUAAGAAAAACAAAAAUAUUCGUGAAGAUUUUUUAAAAUUUAUUCCAGUACAUGAUGUGAGUGGUAAAAGUUUAGCGAAUCAUAUAAUUACUGAAUUAAAAAAAUUGAAUGUCGAUGUAAACAAUCUACGAGGUCAAGGUUAUAAUGGGGCGGUAAGUAUGAGUGGGAGAUUUAAUGGAGUUGCAGCUUUAAUCAGAAAUGAUCAUCCAAGUGCAUUGUAUGUGCACUGUAGUGCCCAUAAUCUUAAUCUUUCAGUCUCAAGUGCAUGUAAUAUUCAAGGAAUACGGAAUACUAUGAACACAAUAGAAACAUGUUAUAAUUUUUUUAACACACCGAAGAGACAACAGUUUUUUUCAACACAUUUAGACAAACUAAAACAAAACGAAUCUUCAUCUCAAAAACAAAAACUAAAAAGAUUAUGUCCAGCUAGGUGGAUUGAGCGUUACAACUCAAUUGAAACAUUUUAUGAAUUUUUCCCUGCAAUUUUAAAUUGUUUAGAAGAAAUAAUUAUGUGGAAUGACAGUGAUACAUCAAGUAAAGCAAAUCAACUUCUAUUAGCACUACAAGCAUCGGAAUUUAAUGUAGCCCUGACUAUUCUUAAUUAUAUUUUUCAGUAUACUCAUUCGCUAUGUAAGUAUUUACAAACCACAAAUAUUGAUUUAGUUGACGCUAUUGAACAUAUAAGCUUAGUGAAAAAACAAUUAAUGUCCAUAAGAGAAAAUGUUAGUCUUGAAUUUAACAAACUAUAUAAUGAUCUUAAUGAAAGAUUAAAUGAUUUUGAAAUUAAAAUUGAAAUUCCACGAUUAGCUAAGCGCCAAAAACACCGCAUAAAUAUUUCAACAAAUGAUCCUGAAGAAUAUUUCAAAAUAGCUUUAUUUAUUCCUUUUCUUGAUUCGUACAUUCAACAACUGAAUGAUCGUUUUAUAAAUCAUAAAAACAUUAUUAGUGGAUUCCAAAUGUUAAUGAACAGUUCAACAUUCAAUGAAGAAAGACUUAAAGAACAUGUUGAAUUUUACAAUGAUAGUAACAUUAAAACAAAAAAUGCCAUCAACAUAUUGAAUAAUUGCAAUUCAGAUUUAUUUCCAAAUGUUUUUAAGCUUUUGCAAAUACUGGUCACACUUCCUGUCACAUCUUGCGAAGCUGAAAGAUCAUUUUCUACACUCAAACGCAUUAAAACUUACUUAAGAAACUCUACGUCCGAAUCGAGAUUGAAUGGACUAGCUGCUCUCAAUAUUCACUACGAUAUUGACGUCAAGUCCGGAGAAGUAUCACGAGGAGUAUUGAAAAAAUCUAAGGAGAUGGAGACUAAAUUAGCAAGUUUCAGAGCUCUAACAAAGAAUGAAUCAUUACUUGAAUUGGAUUUAAAGAAUGGGAUUGCAAAAAGAUCAUGA
Messenger RNA from Metopolophium dirhodum (rose-grain aphid), 2187 nucleotides. RefSeq names its product zinc finger MYM-type protein 1-like. The transcript is spliced from 4 exons. The record is from RefSeq and is a predicted model, not a curated record. NCBI's taxonomy places the organism in Eukaryota, Metazoa, Arthropoda, Insecta, Hemiptera, Aphididae. Gene Ontology annotation, molecular function: protein dimerization activity. Bases 1 to 2187 code for a protein of 728 amino acids.